Bathycoccus prasinos is the source of this 2061-nucleotide messenger RNA. RefSeq lists its product with no specific name. The record is from RefSeq and is a predicted model, not a curated record. NCBI's taxonomy places the organism in Eukaryota, Viridiplantae, Chlorophyta, Mamiellophyceae, Mamiellales, Bathycoccaceae. Gene Ontology annotation, cellular component: nucleus; replication fork protection complex. Gene Ontology annotation, biological process: DNA replication; DNA replication initiation. Gene Ontology annotation, molecular function: single-stranded DNA binding; DNA replication origin binding. Bases 1 to 2061 code for a protein of 686 amino acids. The transcript has a single exon.
AUGAGUAUGAACAACAAUACCAAGAAAAGGAAGCCGAUGGAAGAGCUUCAACGAAAAGCGCAGAAACUCCAAACUCUCGAGAGAUUUUCGAAUUUAAAAGUAGAAAAUAGAGUCGUCUCGGGCGCGUCCAUGGACGAUAAAUUCAGCGAACGGAGAUUUAUAAAGCUCGAAAACGUUACAAACGAUGUGAUUUCAUCCUUGUCGAACGUUUUUGCGGGAAGUUCGUCUAUCUUUUCGUCUUCGCGCGGAGACGCAAAUUUAGAAACCAAAAAGUGGGGCACCGUCGCAGUGAGUUUAGAAAAGUCUCGGCCAUUCACCACGGCGAACGGGAAGCACUUCUCCACGAUAUCGUUUGGUAAUUUGGACAAGUCGGAAUUAUCGGUGAAACUUUUCGGCGAGGCGCACCAAGCGCACUGGAAAGAAGCGAAAGCGGGAAUGUUGUACGCACUUCUAGACUGCAAGCCGUAUCUCUGUCCAAAGACGAAAAAAUUCUCGGUAUCAAUAGAAGACCCGUCGCAGAUGAUUAAGAUAGGAAAGUCUCCGGAUUUUGCAUAUUGUAAAGGAACGCGUGCGAAGGAUGGGUUACCGUGCACAAAAGCCGUAAAUCUGAGCAAGUGCGAAUUCUGUGAAUUUCACGCCGGCGGCGCGUUGAGAGCGCUGCAAACAGAACGUGUCGCUUUAGCCUCGGGGCGAGGUAAAUUAGCCGGAGCCAAUGGGAAAAUAAUUACCUCGUCGCAGACGUACAAUCCGUACAGCAAAAAUAAUUCGGCAAUCAAUCAGUUAGGAGGGCAGUUUGCGGCGAGAAGUAAUGCUUCUCGGUCGAGUCACUUCGUAAAUCCAGGCGGAGGUAUCGGCAACGUCGCGAAACCAUCCGACAACAUGAACACGACGUCGACACUCAAUAGCAUGCACAACCAGAGAGCGGGCAAUCAGAUUCUUUCUAAACUCGCACAAAAGCAACAACAGAUGGGCACAAUGGGGGUCUCUCAACGCAACGCCGCCUCACUUACGAUAGGGAAAAAUGACAACACGAGCGUUCACAAAAUUCAAAAGAAAAUGAGCAAAAACGAGGACAAAGACGACGACGACGAUGAUUCAGACGAUGAAGAGUUGCUCGUUGAAGAAGCGCCGCGUGAUGCGGCGUUGGAUGCGCGCGUAGCCAAAGUUGCCGAGGCACAAAAGCGAGCGAAAGCUUUAUUAGGAAACCAAGAGCUCAAAGCUUCGGAUCCGAACAAUACAAAAGUGCAGUCGUUUAAAAAUAGGUUGCUUAACGUUGACCUCUUCGCUGGAAAAGGAGUAGGAUUUGGUAAGGAGAACAUGACGACGAGCAAAAGUGGUAGCACAAAUUUAGAAAGUGCUGCAUAUGUGAGUCGAUUAGAAGGUGAAAAUAGUCGCUUGGUUCGAGAAUUGAAAGAAACGAGAGACGAGUUGGCGCGUGCAAAAGCCGAACUCGUUCGACUCGGGAGCACUUUUAGCACGGGACGUGCAACCAAUACCAAUAACAAAAAUAAUAACACGGUUAGGAACGAUUCCAGGAAGAAGGUUUCCACGUCAUCCUUCUCAGACGCUUUCAAGAACAUCGUCACGAAGGAAGAUAUAUCGCGUCCUUCGCUACAUGCAAAGGAAGCAGCGGACGAGGCGACCGAUACAGUUUUUAAUAAGAUGGAUGACUUAGAAAAGAUGGACCAAAUCAGAACCUUCUUAGAAGACGUUCGCGAACAAGACGUCGACGCGUAUUAUUGCAAACAGUGCAACAAAUGGACUUCUUUCUAUCCCAAGCAAUCAUGUGGGGACGAAGGGGCUAAGCACCCGAUCGAAAAGAAGAAGGCUACGGCUCGAUGGUUUACCUGUUCAUCAUGUGCCACGCACAUUACUACGCUAAACCAGAUAAUGCCUCUGAAGUGUACGAAGCACGGGUGUAAUGGUGGAACCUUCGCGCGAACGGGCAAACCUGUGCAAAGCGAAAAACGAAUUUUAGGCUCGGAUAGACUCGAGGAUAUUGCCGAUCGAAAGUUGAUGAAACCACGAGGAAUCGAGCAUGGAUUUUCUCUUAGGACUUAG